ACACGCUCUAUUGUAAGUCAGCCUUACUCGUAACGGUAGUCUAGAACUGAACUCACACAUCUGCUCAAGCUUCAUAGACAAACACACAGUAGAGGUGGGACUCAUAUUCACCCUAACCGAUCAUUGGGCCUGCAACGCAACACAAUUAUAGAACUCCUGUUACCUUUCAUUUAAUUAUAGUAAUUGCCAGGAGAAGACUUUGUCUGGAGCCUGUUGACCAAGGAUUAUUUUUUCACAAAACCUGUAGGACUCAUUCUAUCUGGAGCAAGCAUCUUAUUGCAGGAAUUCAAGAGAGACCAUGGGGAACUGCCCCCUCAAAUUCCGUACCAAACAGAGAUCUCAGGGUAACCCCAUCGCACCAGGCCUCCCCGCCUGCUCUGCAGAUAUGAACUUCGUUGUGUCUCUGCAUGACUUCCCCUGCUACGGCGAGGCCGGGUUCUCCCUGCAGGUCGGGGAGCGUCUCUCCGUCGUGUCCGAUGACGGGGAUUUCUUGAUGGUUAAAUCUGCGCGCACGGGCCACGAGAUCUACGUGCCCACCGAAUGCACGUCAAAAGUGAUAAACAGGUGGUUCUUUAAAGGCCUCAGCAGGUACAAGGCCGAGGAGCUGCUCAUGCAGACCCACAACUGCACCGGAGCCUUCCUAGUCCGGGAGUCAGAGUCCAACCCAGAUCAAUACUCGUUGUCUGUAUUAAAGAGACCCGAGUCGUACUUGGGCUCGGUAAAGCACUACCGCAUCAGCCGUAUCGCAAACGGCUGGUUCUACAUAGCCCAGAGGCUCACCUUUUCCUCCCUGCAGCACCUUGUUCAGCACUAUACUGAGUUCACCGAUGGGUUAUGCUGUACCCUGGAUAAGCCCUGCUUCGUCCUGGGUUCAGACAACACCUCCCUAACCAUCCCCACAGAGAGGAGCGUUCCUUUGCCGUUGGCGAUCAGAAGACCCACCAUUAACUGGAAGGACGUCACCAGGUCGAUGCUUUUCAGGGGAAACAGAGCGGAAUCAGAGCACUCUCUGGUGAGCGAUGGCCUGAGGGAAGCCAUCAGCUCCUACCUCUACAUGACGGAGAUAAAUGAGCGAGACUUCGUAUGA
This is a messenger RNA of Gadus chalcogrammus (walleye pollock), 1087 nucleotides long. RefSeq names its product Src like adaptor 2a (gene sla2a). The coding region runs from base 299 to 1087 and encodes 262 amino acids. Lineage: Eukaryota; Metazoa; Chordata; Actinopteri; Gadiformes; Gadidae. The transcript is spliced from 8 exons. The record is from RefSeq and is a predicted model, not a curated record. Gene Ontology annotation, molecular function: protein binding.